AUGGCACCUAGACUCCCUCCACCACCUCAACCUAAUGAGGCUGACGCGUCCAAGAACACUAGGCUGUUGGAAUCAGUGAUAGAUAGGUUACAACAGCAGAAUCAUACUCUGAUGGAACAGAACGCCACUCUGAUGCAGCAAAACCAGAAUGCUAUGCAGAGUAUGGAGGCCGCUCGCACCAACUCGGAAGCCACGCAGAGGCAAGUGAUGGAUAUCCUUGCCGCUACCAGGGGCACGGUAGGGGCGUCAUCUUCCAACGCUGCCCAGCCUGCUGCUGAAUGGAGUUUGGAGAGCUUCCUACAACACCACCCUGCCAAAUUCAAUGGAAAAGGUCUCCCGGAUGAAGCGGACCAGUGGUUGAGAGAUAUGGAAAGAAUUUACAACGCCAAAAGAUGUCCAGAUGACAACCGUUUGGCGUACACUGAAUACUUGCUGACUGGUGAAGCAAGUCACUGGUGGACGAGCAUGAAAGCCAUCUUGACGGACGCUCAGAGUCCCAUUACUUGGGAGGUUUUCAGAGCUAAAUUCUAUGAAGAGUAUUUCUCGGACAGCGUGCGCUUUGUUAAGGAAGUUGAGUUUCUACAGUUGAUACAAGGGGGAAUGUCCGUCUCGGAGUACACCAACAAAUUCAAGCACCUGGUCCGUUUUAAUACCAUGGCAACAAGUGAAGAAUGGCAAUGCAGGAAGUUUGAGAACGGACUGAGGAGUGACUUGAAAGUGUUGAUAUCCAGUCUGUGUAUUAGAUCCUUCCCUGUUAUGGUUGAGAGAGCAAAGGUACUGGAGAAGAACGUUGCUGAGGCCGAGUAA
Messenger RNA from Vigna umbellata (rice bean), 807 nucleotides. RefSeq lists its product as uncharacterized. The record is from RefSeq and is a predicted model, not a curated record. NCBI's taxonomy places the organism in Eukaryota, Viridiplantae, Streptophyta, Magnoliopsida, Fabales, Fabaceae.